GCAGUACAAGUAAGCUAACAUCUAACUUUUAGGAAAUGCUAUUCUUCCUAAUAGGUCUGCUCGGCGGUUGCUGGGUAGCACAAGGAGAGAACAUGAAAGACCAGGUCGAUGAAGAGAUCUUCAGACAAAGAAUGAAAAGACAGAUAAUUGACGGAGUGAACGUCAGAGAACUCUACAAAGGUACCGUUGUUCACUACAAAGACCCUGAUUUCGAGGCUGGUAAGAAAAGUUAUCUCGAUGCCUCUGCAACCGACCUCCUGAAAGAUAAAAAUCACUUCCGUGCUUUUAAGAAGAAUGCUAAAUUGGUCUUGGAUCACAACUUGGAAAGUAAUCUUGAGUGGGUUGCAACUAUCAACCAAUUUUCUUUGGAAACAGACGAAGAGUUCAGCCACCAUUUAGGUGGGAACUUGACACGGCCGGUGGAUGAAGAGAUCUCUAGCUCUCCAAGAAAGAAAAGACAAGUAGAUUUAGUAGUUGACAGAUCCGUGAUAGAAGAACUUGAAGCUAGAGACGUAGAUUACACGCCAUACCUCCCUCCCGUUAAGAACCAAGGGGCCUGUGGUUCAUGCUGGGCAUUCACAGCGACGGCAACACUUGAGUACCAGGUAAACAAAGACCGAACAGUCGGAGAAGAGAUGGUGGCUCUGUCGGAGCAGCAGUGUGUAGACUGCGCCCGUCAUGGUAAUGGGUGCGGGGGUGGUUGGCCUACUAGCGUUUACACGUGGGUACAUAAUCAUUACAGCCAUUUUCCUUCGACUUACAACUACCCGUAUGAAGCAGAAAAUUCCUUGGAAUGUAGAAACAAUGACUACAAAAAUGCGAUAUCGGGGUUUACAAUCUAUGAAGUAAGUGGAGAAUACAUACUUACUGGUAAUGAUGAAGACCUUCUCGUUGCAGUGGGUAACAGCAAAAUAGGCGUAAUAUCUACUUGCAUCCAAUUGGCAUCUGAUUUCACUUCUUACAGCGAAGGUGUAUACUCAAGCGAUGAUUGCAACGAUGGCGGUUCUGGCCACUGUGUGACCAUAGUAGGGUAUGGAAAAUUGAACGGUGUCCCGUUCUGGAGGUUGCGGAACAGUUGGGGGCCAACAUGGGGGGACGGGGGACACAUCAACAUGAAACGUGGAGUAAACGGUCACAGCUUGAACAUGUGCCAGGUUGCUAGUGAUGCUCAUUACCCGUACAUUGAGGGGAGUGAUGAUGGACAAGGCAGUGGUACUGAAAGUGAAGCAAUACGGUUGGAUUGUGGGGACGGCAAGCAAUUGGAAUACAGGGGAGUCAUCAAUACAACUAUUUCUGGGAGGGACUGUCAGAGAUGGGACUCCCAAGAACCUCACUCGCACACCGCAAAACCAGAAUUGCAUCAAUACAAGGGUCUUGAGGAGAACUACUGCAGGAAUCCAGACAAUGACGAAAGAGCCUGGUGUUACACAACGGAUUCUUCAGAACGAUGGGAAUACUGCAACGUUCCAGACUGUUCACUUGAAAAAUGGUGUGAGCUCUUGGACUUUGAAUACUCAGACAGACUACCAGGCAGCCAGGAGUAUAAGACUAAGUAUGAAGAUUUGAACAGUGCUAAAAGCAACUGUUACUCAAAUCCACUUUGCACCGGAAUCUCAACAUCCUCCGAUGGUGCAUUCACAUUGAUGGCAGGAGAUCUCUCAUUUAAUAAGGGAAGUCAUGUGUACAGCAAGGGACUUUGCAAACAGUUCACUCCCCCUCCUAUCGGGGAAUACUGCGAGAUGGACAAUGUGAAAUUGAUAAGCAAGAUCGCGAUGGCAACAGCUAUCACACAACUGGAAGCUCAACAGAUGUGCGACUUCCAUGAAGAACUAUGCGUGGGCGUGUCGGGGAGUGAUGAACUUGGCUACAGCCUCCACAAGAACAAGGCAUCUAGGGAAGACACUGCACAAACCACUUGGUUGAAAGGUGACUGUCCAGAUCUGACCAAGUGCGGGUAUGGGGAUCAGGGAGACUAUCGGGGGAACAUCAGUGUAACAGCAGAUGGGAAGACCUGUCAGCGGUGGGACUCCCAGACACCUCAUUCUCACGACAGAACCCCUGAGGAAUACCCUGGUUAUGGCUUGGAGGAAAAUUACUGCCGAAAUCCAGAUGGAGAUCCUACAGCUUGGUGUUACACGAUGGACGCGAAGAGAUAUGCUGAAUGUGAUGUCCCAACCUGUGACGAGUAGAUCGCAGUAAUGAUCGCAAAAAGGCUGAAGCAUGCUCAAGUUUUACGCAGACUUAGACUUUUGAACUGAAUUUACAAUACAAAUUUCAAAAUUAUAGUUGUAGUGAUAUGAAAUAU
Molecule: messenger RNA, 2305 nt
Organism: Bolinopsis microptera
Lineage: Eukaryota; Metazoa; Ctenophora; Tentaculata; Lobata; Bolinopsidae
Exons: 2
Coding region: 36-2189 (717 amino acids)
Biological process (GO): proteolysis
Molecular function (GO): cysteine-type peptidase activity; signaling receptor binding; endopeptidase activity
Source: RefSeq, a predicted model, not a curated record